Messenger RNA from Phanerochaete carnosa HHB-10118-sp, 1920 nucleotides. RefSeq lists its product as uncharacterized. The coding region runs from base 218 to 1768 and encodes 516 amino acids. The transcript is spliced from 11 exons. Gene Ontology annotation, cellular component: membrane. The record is from RefSeq and is a predicted model, not a curated record. Gene Ontology annotation, molecular function: carbohydrate:proton symporter activity. Lineage: Eukaryota; Fungi; Basidiomycota; Agaricomycetes; Polyporales; Phanerochaetaceae. Gene Ontology annotation, biological process: carbohydrate transport; transmembrane transport.
ACGGACCUCGAAUGAAUGCACCUGCCCGUCGGGCCUGUGCGCUUCCACCGUGUUUAUAGUCACGCUGGUGCUGGUCCAGGGAACAGUGGCGCGUAUCCGUCGAGGGUUGGGUCAGCGCGCUGCACAAGAUGCGGGAGCGGUAGCUGUAGGCGAUGUAUAAGAAGCAAGCGUGAGGCAGAGUGCACUUCGCUUGACCCGACGGUCAAGCUUUUUCACGAUGGCACCAGGUCCAGCUAUUCGCGCCGCGCAGCCGCCGGUCGACUACCACCAGCUCGUCGACCCAAAAGCGAAGUGGUGGAAGAACAGCAGGCUUGUGAAGCUGAAUCUGUGGAUCCUUCUUCUUCUGAUAACCUCGACAGCGAAUGGCUACGAUGGAAGCAUGAUGAACGGUCUGCAGCUCAUCAGCCAGUGGGAAUCCGCUUUUGGAUUUCCCAGCGGGUCCAAGCUCGGGUUGCUUGGUGCCAUCCAGAACAUAGGCACUCUCGGUUCCUUGCCAUUUACGCCAUACCUAUGUGACGGCCUCGGCCGUAGAAGGACCAUCUUCAUUGGUGCUUUAAUCGUUGUUGCGGGUGCAAUCAUUCAGACUGCAUCACAGACGGUGGAGAUGUUUAUCGGGGCACGAUUCAUGAUGGGUUUUGGUCUCGGAUUUUGCACCGCAGCGUCGCCAAUGCUCGUCACCGAGAUAGCUUAUCCGACACAACGCGGCCCGGUCUCGUCUGUCUAUAACGCUCUAUGGCCCGCAGGUGCCGUCAUCGCCGCCUGGCUGACCUUCGGGACAUUCCAUAUCAACAACUCGUGGGCGUGGCGUCUCCCCUCCGCGGUACAAGCCGUCCCGUCCGUGCUGCAGAUCUUCCUCAUCCUCUUUGCGCCCGAAAGUCCGCGCUGGCUCAUGGCGAAGGGCCGCGAGCAGGAGGCGCUGCGCAUCCUCGCAUACUACCAUGCGAGAGGUAACGAGCGGGACCCGCUUGUGCAGUUCGAGUUCGAGGAGAUCCGCAACGCGAUCGAGAGUGAGAAGGUGCAGAAGCAGACGGGCUGGCUUCAGCUUGUGGCCACCCCCGGCAACAGGAGGCGCAUGCGGAUCAUUUUGGCGAUUGCCUUCUUCUCGCAGUGGAGCGGCAACGGUCUUGCGUCAUACUACUUGAAUAAGGUCUUUGCGACUAUUGGCAUCACGAACCCGACCGAACAGUUGAUCAUCAGCGCGUGCUUGAACGUCUGGUCUGCUAUUAAUGCAAUCAGCGGUGGGCUGUUCUGCGACAAGGUCGGACGUAGACCGCUCUUCCUCAUCUCCACAGCCGGAAUGUUGGUCUUCUUCAUCCUGCAGACCGUCUGCUCCGCGCAGUUUGCCCUUCAUGGGAACAAGGCUGCUGGUAACGCGGUCGUCGCCUUCUUAUUCAUAUACAGCGCAUUCUACGGAAUAGCCUACUCUCCGCUUAUCACAUCCUACACGCUCGAGAUCUUGCCCUUCAAUCUCCGUGCCAAAGGCUACACCAUCUUCAGCUUCGCAGUCUCGGCGUCGCUCGUCUUCAACCAGUACAUCAACCCGAUCGCGUUCGCUGCCCUGCAGUGGAAAUAUUACAUCGUUUACUGCGUGUGGCUUGCAUUCGAGCUGGUGUUUAUCUUCUUCUUCCUUGUUGAGACAAAAAAUCGCACCCUGGAAGAAACUGCUGUGCUCUUCGAUGGGUUGGGAAGCGUUCCCACCAAUAGGGCAAGUCCCGAUAUCGAUGUGGAGGUCGCUGACGUGUACGAGCACGAUGAGAAGAAGGAGUAAUCAUUUACUGACUUGGUUGACAAGAGAUAGCUUGGAGUCUUCGCAAUAUAUAUUAAUGUGGUCUCCUAUGACUUCAGGUACCGUUCAAUAAUGCUCUCUGUCACAGAUACUGUAGAAUAGUAAUGUGGUAUACCUGGCAAUUUGUGAGAUAC